AUGGCGGACAAGGGAAAAAUCCCGCGUCCGUCGACUUCCACGUCGAAGACCGCGCCCAAGCCCGUUAAGGCUAAGGCGCAGGCGCGGCACGCGAGAGUCCGCAGCACAUCUGCCCCCGAGCACGAGAACGAGCCCGAGGUGAGUAAAAGACCCGUUACUCAGCGCCAGGCGGAGCGCGUUGCGACCACGGCUGAUGAGUCGGCGCGAUUACACGCCAGGCUCAUCACCACCACUCCGUUGCAACCGCGCCCGCCGAAGAGCGCUAAACCUCGCACUUCCCCCGACGAUUCAGAUCGGGAGGAAAAGAUUCCCAGGCGGGGCCCGACCCCUGCGCAACCAAUGGACAGCGCCGCCGCCCCUCCGGCCGCGAUGCUCGUCCACGACGAACCACUACUUUCCCCGGACGAUGAACCGCAGCCGGGGCCCAGCACGAGUGGCACGUCUAUGCGGCAAUAUAUCGGCACGGAAAGUAGCGGGGCUGCGGCCGAUUCAACGUCAUAUGCGACGUUGGCCCCCGAGGUGGGGGAACGGUCCAGUCCUGCCGUACCGCCGCCGAGCUACGCAUUCAUGACGUCCGCUCCACUAUCUCCGAGCGCCGCCACAUCCGGUACCUCUACGCAGCCCACGCAGCCCACACCCACGCCCAAACCAAUGGAGGAGGACGCCAAGGGCUACCCUCCUAUCAUAGUUGAGUGCUUCCCCGACUGGACGAAGCACUUCGCCGAGCUGAAAAAACAGCUCGGCCACGCCCCGAACGCCCGAUAUUUUGGGCGUGUAACCGUGGGCAUCGGUGCGGACUCUUUGGUUCCGAGGUGCCCCAAGUUCAGAACCGACUGGGUGGCCUAUGGGAGAGCGAUGGCCAACUUCCAGUACGGCGCGCCUAUCUCAUCACCGGACGAUGUGGAGGUCGCCGCCCGCAGCAUCUGCUGCAAGAUGCAGGAGGAGCUGCAGGCGACGACGACGGAGAACAGUUUAGACGAAAGAUCGAAGUUCCGCUUCUUAAAGGUGCUCGACGUUAUACUCCAAACCUUC
Messenger RNA from Iphiclides podalirius (scarce swallowtail), 1032 nucleotides. Lineage: Eukaryota; Metazoa; Arthropoda; Insecta; Lepidoptera; Papilionidae. The record is from the annotation of a GenBank genome assembly.